Messenger RNA from Gadus chalcogrammus (walleye pollock), 3144 nucleotides. RefSeq lists its product as uncharacterized. The record is from RefSeq and is a predicted model, not a curated record. NCBI's taxonomy places the organism in Eukaryota, Metazoa, Chordata, Actinopteri, Gadiformes, Gadidae. The transcript has 5 exons. Bases 270 to 938 code for a protein of 222 amino acids.
GUAUCACACAGGGACUCUUCAUCUUCUUCUGAAGCAGACCUUCCACGGAGGCGAAGCUCUGGACGAACCAUCAGCGCUGAUUAGGGACUUAGACAUAUUCGAUCUCUCACGCUUUAUGACUCUGUAUAACCGUUGCCACUUUACUUAAUAAAUCCAAGGUCCUCGUGCCGACAGACUUUAUUACCUCUCCGUCUCAUUUCAUCUGGUCCAGUAACUAGACAGACCGUUUUUCCCCUCACAAGGACAUCCGAGCAUCUCCAGCCAACAGGAUGCCCCGCGCUGUCUUAUCCAUCCUGGUGAUCUUUGUGUGUCUUGCACCGAUACUGGAAACACUGAGCAGCACACUGGAUGUCCGAAUGAAGAUGAUUCAAGUUAUUGAAUUGGAGUUCAAUUCCCUGAAGGACUCCUACAAUACCCGGAAGGAAGCCGUCGCUGAAGGGUUCAAAGAGAUUGAAAGUGAAAUGGACGCUACGUCGGCCAUUUUACAACAACGCUGUGGGCCAAAUUUUGAGGCCAGCAAGAAGAACUCUGAGACACUGAAGGAGUGGCACACUGAAACUAAAGAUACAUAUCUCCUGUUCACUGAAGUCUUUGACAACGCGUAUGAGUUCUUCCAGAAGGGAAUCGAGGAAGUCAAAGACCUUGUCCAUGAAAACGAGGACCACUACAAUACUCGGAUGGACGCCCUCGCUGAAGAAUUCAAAGAGAUUGAAAGAGAACUGGAAGCUUCAUUGGCCAUGUUACAUCAAGGCAGAAGGCCCAAGUUUGCGGCAAGCAAGAAUUACCUUGAGAACCUGACGGAGUGGUACUCUGAAACUAAAGAUAAAUUUUUCCUGUUCACUGAAGUCUUUGACAACGCGUAUGAGUUCAUCCAUAAGGGAAUCGAGGGAGUCAAAGACUUUUUCCGUGAAACCGAGGGGAACAAAGAUGAAUUAUAAUCACACCUUAUUAACAUUAGCAUUAGUUAUGCAGUAAUAAGCAAUAUUAUAUGGCAUUAGCAUAGGGGUGAGUGGGUUCUUCAUCGCUGAUGCGUCACUGCGUCACACAGGAUGAUGGAGGGUGGAACCUGUUGGCCCGUGUCAGAAAGUGUCAGUCAGGGUCAGGUAGUUUAGGUUUCUGACUGCUUUAUUGGUUAGUUUUUGUGGUCGUAUUUAGGAUUAACUGAGUGAACAUCUGUUCAAAUGUCAUGAUUUUUGGGGUUUUGGGUCUUUCUUUUCACAAUAUCUCUUCUGUCUGAGUUUGUAUACAGAUCUUGUAAACUCUCCCUAAUUACUGGUAAAUAUACGAAUAUAUAAAUGUUUUUGUCAUAUCUUGGUAUUCUCAUUUGUUUGGAGUAUUUUUUUUUUCUUGCCUUGUGAAAAAGUAUAUAAGAGAAGCUGAUAUUUAUUUGGCAACAGACUUUGACAAACCGAAUGCAGGUCUCUGAACACGCCCUAGUCUUAAGAGAAAUGCAGACUACCGUACAAAAACAACAAACUAAAACAUGGGAACAAAAUAACAAGUGAAAAUCUAGUUGAACGUUCACCGAUGUGAUUAUUGUUACUAUAUUAUGCUAUUUACCAUUUUAUAGCAAAUACCAAAUAUAUAUAUAUGUUAAUCUCUCGCAUUUUGGUGGAGCGCAUUCGAUGUCCCAAUUUGGACAAAUGUAAACACAAGAACAACAGAAGAAUCUUUAUAGGUUUAGGUGUGGUCGCUCAGUGCUUUGCAAAACCAAAACAAACAAACGCUCUGAUUCAUUCAAAGCCGGUCUGCCUCGAUAUGGAACUACUUUGUGCUGAAGGUCUUGUGCGCAGUUCUUAACUUAGUAACAACAAGCGGUAAGCAGGCCCAUAUUAACACGAUACACCCCCCCCCCCCCAAUACACACCACAAUAUCAGACAUAAGCAAGGGGAUUUCUUCAAUGUAAUUGACUAACUUGUCCAACUACAUACAUGUAGGCAUAUGAUCAAUGAGCAAUGUAUUCCAACGUCUCAAUUCAAAACGUCUAUCAAUUCAAAAAGCACAGCACUCAAAUCAAAAUAGCAAAAUCUAUUUAAUGUUUUUGACCUACUCCUCAUAUAGGAGUGUAACUCCUUCAAUAUCUCAAGUGGCAUUUUCGUAUUUCUCACACUGAUCUCUCAGCGAUGCAAGAACGCAGUGACUCCAAAAGACGUUCUGCAUUGUCUAAAGUUAUGUCGUGCUUUAUGAGUCGUGAAGGUCGAAUCAUAUAAAGUGGUUUGUCUUAGAGUUUGUGUCAGUGUGUACGUGUGCGUGUGAGUGUGUGUCUGUGUAGGUGAGCGUGUGUUUUGUUGAUGUGUUGCUCAAUGGGUAGUAUUACGUAUGCAUGUUUUCCAUGUUUCCAUUGUAUGAUCAUGUUUGGCAUUUCAUUUACCCAUUAUAAGAUAUAGAAAAUAGACAAUUAGAUAUAGAUAAUAUAUCAUUACUGCCAACAAAUAGCUUUGUUUAAACAAUCUAAUGCUACGUGCAAUGCCAAAUGUUAAAUGCUAAUGCCAUAUGCUACGUGCUGUGUGUGAAAUGAAACGUGAUAAAAAAAUAUAUAAUAAUGCUAUCUGCCAAAUGCUAAAUGCAUUGUGUUACAUGUUACAGGCUUUGUGCGGUAUACUACAUUCUGUCCAUAAUGUUCACAUGAUAAACAAAAUUUUCUAAAUGUGGUCUGAUAAAUGAUAUAUGCUAAAGGCUAUGGGCUGAAUACUAAAUGCUUUGUGCUUUAUGCUAAAUACUUUUUGAUAGAUGACAUGCUAUGGGCUUUGUGCUGCUUGCUAAAUGAUCUUUCAAAAAUGCCAUCUGAUUCUGUCUGAUAAAUUAAACAUGCUAAAGGGUUUUUGUUGAAUGCUAAAUGCUUUGUGCUGUAUUCUAAAUACUUUGUGAUCGAUUAUAUGUUCUAAAUGUUAGCAGCUAAAUACUAUGUGCUAAAUGCUUACGGGGCUAAAUGCUGUAAGUGUUGCUGUCACAGUUGAAAGACUGAGUCAGAUGAGAGAUGGAAACAGGUCAAAGAUCGUAAGCCAAAGAUCAAUGGCGUGUGUGUGUGUCUAAUGGCUGUCCAUUUCAGGUCACCACUUACCACAGGGGAUUACAUCAGGAGUGUGUGUGUGUGUGUGUGUGUGUGUGUGUGUGUGUGUGUGUGUGUGUGUGUGUGUGUGUGU